UAGUUUUGGGGAGUGACCUGUAAAAUACAGAAUGCGUUUCAGAACUCGCAAUUAGGAGAAGGGAAAAGCCUGUCCUUAAAAGCUUCCAAACAAUUGUUCAUUCUUGUCUCUAUCAGCUGCUUGUUGAGCUCACAUUAUGAUUAAUUGCAACACCCAGAAAGGAGAGAUUCUAAAGAUCUCUGUAGAUGUACUGAUACAAAACCCACAAAGCUUUUGUGUAGCUUGAAUCUUGCUAUCUCCGAAUUUCAAGAGUUCGAAAAAGGAGAAAAGAACUGCUCCGAUCAAGAACAUAAAGAUUCAUUAUUCUUCUUCUUUGCUUCUUUCUCUAGGGCACCCUGUAUUGACACAUAUGGCGCCCGGUUACAAAGGUGAAUACUUGUAAAGGCAGAAUCAAUCUUUUCAUGGUAUAUAGAAACAUAAUCGCAAGGUUUUCCAGUUUUAGGUGCUAAGUGAUGAACUGUCAUUUGCCUUCAAAAAGAUGCAUGGAUUCUCCACUGCUGAUGGCUUUGUGGAGAUAACUGAGUGCUUGGCGGAGAUGAUUAAGUACGUGGCAAAUGAACCCUCAGCAGGGCUUUUCUAUGUUCAGCAGCACACACAAAAUGCCGUUCCCAAUUUAAUUAAUCUCAAGAAUAAUAUUAAAGAGAAGUCACAUGAAACACUUUUGCACACUGAAGACUUGGAAGAUUCUAUCACCGUGGUGAGGUCAAUGAAAGAUUGUGGUUUCCCCAUUGCUGAUGAGAUGGUUAGAGACAUCAAGACAUCUCUAGCUAUGAUGUCAUCAAAACAACCAAGAAGAGGAUUAAUCCAUGGCCCAACUUCAAAUUUUCAAAUGGGAACAACUAUCUCAUGGGGACCGUCCACUUGGGGUCAAAAUGGAGUCCGGCAGGAAAGCAGAACUAGUAGUUAUUUUUCAUCUGUAUUUAAGACUGCAAAAGAAAGGGCCAGCAAUUUCAAGUGGCCACAGCUUGAUCUGAAAGAUUCAAAACCAACUCCAUCUGAGAAACUAGAGUCUUACAAUAAUCCAUCGGAGUUGGUUGCAUCUGCUAGCACUGGUUCAUCUUUGCCUGAAAUGGAAUCUGAUGAACUGCGCAUGUCUGGUGAGGCUGCUGAUGAGCUAAAAACGGAAGAUGAACAAGUUGAGAUGAACUUGCCACCUUCCAAUGUAUUGUCCCUAUCAGAAAACUAUGAUGAUUUCAAAGCUGAUAAAGAAGCCAAACUGGAGGAGUGGUUGGGUGAGUGUGGUGACAGCCUAGAUAAAUUGCAAGACGGCAAGUGAUGCAAAGGCAAGGGUGUUUUCUUGAAUUCUUUCUUCUUUUUGAUUUUUCUUCUUGUAGCAACAGUUUAGAUACCGGGGAAGCUUUUACUUGUAAAAUCUGUUGUUUGUAGUACACUGCUCCCUGGAUGAUGAUGAUGAUGAUUAUAUUUAUGUUUGUA
Messenger RNA from Hevea brasiliensis (rubber tree), 1434 nucleotides. RefSeq lists its product as uncharacterized. The transcript has 3 exons. Lineage: Eukaryota; Viridiplantae; Streptophyta; Magnoliopsida; Malpighiales; Euphorbiaceae. The record is from RefSeq and is a predicted model, not a curated record. Bases 479 to 1276 code for a protein of 265 amino acids.